CAAGAGACUCUGAUUCGUCCACCUCAUGAAGCUUCUGCAUAUGCUGUCUUAGCGGCCGCAUAUCUCAUGGCGGCAGUGCACACACCGAGAGGCUAUUAUAAAGCGUUGCAUAACCCCCCUUUCAGAACCAGUCUGUCGGGUACAGCCGUUGGCUCUGUCCAGGCAACUGUCACCAUGACCACUCACGAUUUUAGCGAUCCGCUCUUUAAGGAUCUAAAUGACUACCUCAAUUGCGUUGAUUUGUUUGGGGAGUCACCACCUGGCUCCGUACUCCAGUGCCGUGCUGUUGCCAGGCGCACGGGCAAACAAUGCGAGCGGUACCCAAAACAUUCUCAUGCGGACAUUCGGCGCAACAAGUGGGAGUGGCUAGCCAAGCAGUCCGACUUUACUACAGAAAAGUUCUACAGCGAACUAGAGGAAUUUGCUCUCACAUCACAUUGUCUACCAUGGCACCGGAACGGGUCACCUACUCGGUCGCCAAUCAGUGAGCUCUUCCAAGAGUGGAAAACGAAACAGAUUGCCAAACAGAAGGCGAAGACUGCGCUGUCGAGCGAGUCUAAAAAAGCGCAAGUUUCGAAAUCGCUACCUCUGGAAUCUGAGUCGGAGAUAGAUGAAUCUGAGUUGGAUGACUGCCAGUCAACUGUGAGUGAGCACGUUUCCGAAGUCUUUGACGAAUCUGUUUUGGAGUGCGAUGCCACCACCCCUGAUUCCACUUUGGCCGAGAAUGAUAUUUUCCAAGAGCCUCCAGUUACAGUUUCCACAGUUAAGGAUUCACCAUCAUUAGGUGAAUCUGAACAUAGCUUCCAUGUGGAGGCGGCAGAGAACAGUGAGAAUGUGGUUGAGUUAGUAGAAGGGGACAAGACCACCGAAACCGUGGAAGAUGAGACCACCAAAGCAGUAGAAGACGAGGCUAUAGACGCGGUGAAGGACAAGGCUAUAAGAGCCUCAGAAGAUAAGGCUACCAACGUCCAGGAGGGUGACGUUACAGAAGCUAUAGACGAUAAGGCUGCGCAAACCGCUGAUUAUGAGGCACUCGGCGUCGAGGAGCCUGUUGUUGCAACACUUACAGCGGUAGUCGAUCACGGAGAGCAAGUACAAACAAGCACAGUUGAACUUUGCGCUGGGUCACCUGCUUUAGUCCCAAACCAGGAAGUCGUCGAGAUCAAUGCAUCAUCAGACGAGACAGUCGAACCAGAGACCGUUACUGAGAUGGCCUGUGCGCCGAUUGUUGUGCCUUUGGGUUUGGCUCCCCAGCCCAAUACUAAUGACGAUCAUGAAGUUGAAGAAUCAGUAGUUGCAAGCGACGACACCGAAGCUACACUGGACGAACAAGACACAUCAUCUUACAUCUUUGACUCAGCUAAUGAGGACUGCGCGAGCGGUGACUGCCCACGCCAGAUGCCAACAACGUAUGACGAUAUGGGGUCGACUGUUGUAGGUAGUCUAGAAGAUGUGCCGUCUCCCAGAAGGAGAAGGGGGUUCCGCCAGCUAGGAUACGGGUUUGGUCAGGUUAAAGACAAAUUCGGGAGUGCUAAACGUGCUGGAGGUGCAUACAUUAAGAAUGCUGUGGGCGAAUUCAAGGGUGGCAUGAAAGAGUUCGAUCAGAAGAGGGAGGAAUUGGCAAUGUCGAAAGCGAAGGCAGAGCCUGUAGAGGUGUAAGUACUGGCAUCGGUAGUGGUGGCGGUGCUAGUGCUAUGAAAUCUGUGUUUGUCAGCCCUUAUUUCUGCUGCUUCUAGUUUUUUUGUUUUCCAUUGGUAAUAGAAUUAGCACUUUCACUAUCACUGAGU
Molecule: messenger RNA, 1787 nt
Organism: [Torrubiella] hemipterigena
Lineage: Eukaryota; Fungi; Ascomycota; Sordariomycetes; Hypocreales; Clavicipitaceae
Source: the annotation of a GenBank genome assembly